GACUGAAGGGAGGAGACUGCUCGUAUUUUACGCCGAGAAGGACCUGGACGCCUUCGCAAACACGGAGUACAUCCUGGGGGAUGGCAACUUCAAGUAUAAUCCAUCCGAAUUUCACAGCCCUGGACAGCUGUACACAAUACAUGCAAUUGUCAAAGGCGAAGCGCACCCCAUAGUGUACGCAUUGAUGCAGGCAACAGAUGUGAGAGCGUACCAAGCGGUGUUCCACACCUUGAAGGAGUCCAUGGUGCGACGAUUUGGUCACGUCGGGAGCCUAUCCACUACGGCGACCUGGCUAUUUGACUAUGAGUCUGCAGCAAUACGGGCAGCACUCAAUGUGUUCCAGACAGCGACGGGUGAACCCAACGUGCGAGGCUGCGCCUUUCACUAUGCCAAGGCCAUCAACAAGAAGCGAGACGAGCUCGGUCUGAAGGUGUUGUGCAGAGAGAACGCCGAAGUCAACCGAUGGUUUGUUCGAGUGAGGCAUCUGCCGUUCGUUCCUGACGACUUCCGCCUGGCCUUCGCCGACGACAUCCUUUCUGUGAAGCCGGACCUGCCUCCACUACAUGCGGCGCGUCUGGCGCUGUUUGACCGGUACUACCGAGCGUACUGGCUCACGAACAGCCUGCUGAAGGACCGCUGGGGACAAUUUGGGAACCGAGGACCGAGGACCACAAACCACGUAGAAGGCUGGCACAAUGGCCUGCACAGUCGGUUCACGUGUCGUCACCCAAACCUGGCCGAGUUCCUGGAGUUCCUGCGAGUCAGUCAGCACGCCGUGCAAAACAGAGUCCAGGCCCUUCUGUUGGACCCGUUGGCAGUGCCAACCCCGACGUCAGCUGCAGUACGGGAGAGAAACGCGAGCCUAUUGCAAGAAAUGGACUCCUUCUCGUGGUACUUGAGCACAAGUCCGGUAUCUUUUAUGGACCUGACCACGUACCUAGACAGAAUCGCCUUGGUUGGUGUCCUGCCGUCGGAAAGUUAGCGUCCGCACAUUUUGUAUCUAAUGUAAAUAUUGUUAUAUUCCAAUUAAA
This is a messenger RNA of Ornithodoros turicata, 1031 nucleotides long. RefSeq lists its product as uncharacterized. The record is from RefSeq and is a predicted model, not a curated record. NCBI's taxonomy places the organism in Eukaryota, Metazoa, Arthropoda, Arachnida, Ixodida, Argasidae. The coding region runs from base 185 to 982 and encodes 265 amino acids. The transcript has 2 exons.